This is a messenger RNA of Cadophora gregata, 168 nucleotides long. RefSeq lists its product as uncharacterized. The transcript has 2 exons. Lineage: Eukaryota; Fungi; Ascomycota; Leotiomycetes; Helotiales; Ploettnerulaceae. The record is from RefSeq and is a predicted model, not a curated record. Bases 1 to 168 code for a protein of 55 amino acids.
AUGCCUUCAAGGGCGAGAAGCAAGCCUGGUCAUGGGAUAAGAAGGACCUUGGAGAUGUCGAUCUUGAGGUCUUGUGCGAGGAGGAAGAAGAAGAAGAUGGAGAAGGAGAAGAAGGGGGGUCUUGUGCCGGAGAUCUCGAGAAGUGGGGCGAGGGAGCAAAUAAUUUAA